Messenger RNA from Hemicordylus capensis (graceful crag lizard), 3018 nucleotides. RefSeq names its product cholinergic receptor nicotinic beta 3 subunit (gene CHRNB3). NCBI's taxonomy places the organism in Eukaryota, Metazoa, Chordata, Lepidosauria, Squamata, Cordylidae. Gene Ontology annotation, cellular component: synapse; neuron projection; postsynaptic membrane. The transcript has 6 exons. Gene Ontology annotation, biological process: regulation of membrane potential; nervous system process; monoatomic ion transmembrane transport. Gene Ontology annotation, molecular function: acetylcholine-gated monoatomic cation-selective channel activity; transmembrane signaling receptor activity. Bases 283 to 1653 code for a protein of 456 amino acids. The record is from RefSeq and is a predicted model, not a curated record.
ACGUGGUUACAUGGCAGAGUUUAGGACCCAGAGAUUAUUCUCUCUCGCUCGCUCUCGCUCUCGCUCUCUCUUUCUCUCUCUUGGCUUAAAGCCUGUGACAGCUGACCGAAAAUCAAUGAAGUGUACUUUAAGGAGCUUCACAGUGAUGCAAGAUAAGGCUCAAAAGCUAUUCUCCUAACCUUUUAGCCCUCACGCUUUAGAAUGGUUUUGUCUUAACUCAUUUCUCGCAUGGAAGUUGUUUGCCUAUGAAAAGCCAGAGAUUCAGCUGGAGAUGCUGCUGCUAUGAUGAGGGUGCUAGAUUUUAUUAUACUGUCCCUCUUCUGUGCUAACAGUUCAGCUUUUACUGUGUUCAGCUCAUUUGCCGAGAAUGAAGAUGCCCUCUUGCGGCACUUAUUUCAUGGGUACCAAAAAUGGAUCAGACCAGUAAAAAAUUCCAAUGAUACCAUCAAAGUGUACUUUGGAUUAAAGAUAUCCCAGUUAGUAGAUGUGGAUGAAAAGAAUCAGUUGAUGACAACAAAUGUGUGGCUGAAACAGGAAUGGAUCGAUCAAAAUUUGUGCUGGAAUCCUGAGGACUAUGGUGGAAUCACUGCAAUUCGGGUCCCAUCGGAAUCACUCUGGCUCCCAGAUAUUGUUUUGUUUGAAAAUGCUGAUGGGCGCUUUGAAGGCUCAUUGAUGACCAAAGCAAUAGUCAAAUACAAUGGAAUAGUUGUCUGGACUCCUCCGGCCAGUUAUAAGAGUUCCUGCACUAUGGAUGUGACCUUCUUCCCAUUUGAUAGGCAAAAUUGUUCAAUGAAAUUUGGAUCAUGGACCUACGAUGGCAACAUGGUUGACUUAAUCCUAGUAGAUGAAAAUGUGGACAGGACAGAUUUCUUUGACAAUGGGGAAUGGGAAAUCCUAAAUGCAAAGGGAAUGAAGGGAAACAGAAAAGACGCAUUAUAUUCCUACCCUUUCAUAGCCUAUUCCUUCGUUUUAAGACGCCUCCCACUGUUUUACACUCUCUUCUUAAUAAUCCCUUGCCUGGGAUUAUCUUUUUUGACUGUGCUUGUUUUUUAUUUGCCUUCUGAUGAGGGAGAAAAGCUCUCUCUAUCAACCUCUGUUUUAGUCUCUCUUACGGUUUUUCUUCUAGUCAUUGAAGAAAUUAUCCCCUCUUCCUCCAAAGUCAUACCCUUGAUUGGCGAGUACUUGUUGUUCAUCAUGAUUUUCGUAACUCUGUCCAUCAUUGUGACUGUUUUUGUAAUUAAUGUGCACCAUCGGUCCUCGACAACCUACCAUCCAAUGGCUCCUUGGGUGAAAAAACUCUUCCUUCAGAAACUCCCCCGACUCCUCUGCAUGAAAGGACAUGUAGAUCGCUAUUCAUUUUCCGAUCCUGAAGGAACACUGAAAGCAAAGCUGGCAAGAAAACACAAACACAAACAAUUCAAAGACGGAGAAAAAAUUGUGAUUGCAUUCCUGGAAAAGGCUGCUGAUUCUAUCAAGUAUAUCUCCAGGCAUGUUAAGAAGGAACACUUCAUCAGGCAGGUAGUACAAGAUUGGAAGUUUGUGGCUCAGGUCCUUGACCGCAUCUUCUUGUGGCUGUUUUUGGUGGUGUCUGUGAUGGGUUCAGUUCUUAUUUUCACCCCUGCAUUAAAAUUGUGGUUGCAGAGUGGUGUGUAGAAAUUUCCACAUUUCCUUACAUAAAAAUCUACUGAAGGAAGAAAGUGAGAUGUGAAGAUUGAUGGUUAGCUAGUGCAGCAUCAAUGGCAAUCAGUGUUGAUAAUUGUACAACUAAAUCACAAAUCAAGUUUUAAUCUUUCAAAGUGUUGCACAAAUGAAGAAAUCAGCUUCUGUGUCUAUGUUUACCUGCUAACUCAGAUGCAGUAGCCAACAGAUGAUCAACCUAUAGAUCAACAUAAACCGGGCAUACAGUGGGUAUAGGAAAGAAUCACCCCUUUUGAUAGACCAUUGGCCUCUUGGUAACCUCUCUUACCAGUUUCCUCCUUGCUCUUCCAUCCAGUUUGGAGGACCGACCGGAUCCAGGGAGGAUAGCAGUCCACCAACACCUACCAUCCAAUGUGACCGAACUUGAACAGUUCAGUAUGGAGGAGUGGGCAAAUAUUGCUCCGUCUAGAUGUGCAAGGUUGAUAGAAAAGUAUCCCAACAGACUCAAGGCUGUUAUUAAAGCAAAAGGUGGUUCAACAAAAUAUUGACAUGGGGGGGGGCGUGAUCCUUUUUCAUUCUCAGUAAUUCUUGUUUUUUAUUUCUGACACUUUUUCUGGACUGUAAUUGUGAUGUUUUUCAGUUGGAUGUUAUAGGUUGCAUUGGAUAAGUACAGCUGGUGAAGAGAAUUUUCUUUGUGUUUUCAUUUCAGGAUGUAAGGGAACCAGAAUUCAAGGUCUAUCAAAGGUGGUGAUUCUUUCCUAUACCCACUGUAUCUGCACUACAAACAUAUUCUGAGCUUGCAAAGAAUUAUGGAAAUUGUAGCUGGUGAGGAUGCUAAUAAUUAUUUGUUAGAAAUCCCCAUCCCUUUCUCAUAGCGCUGUCAAUGAGAAAGGCUAGCAGUCCCAGGGAGAGGGAAUUACACCCCCCUGUGGUGUAGAUAUAGCCAUUUUGGGGGAAAGCUUUUAAAAAAUGCUUAAAAUUAUUAAGAUAGCAAUAUUUAUUUUUGACAGUGGGAAGGUUUUAUAGAAUUCCUCUAUGAUCAUGAAAAAAAACUCCUCAUUAAUUUUAAGAGAUGAUCCAUAUAAGUGGACCUUGCAUAAUUUUAUUCAGCCAUUUUAAAUCUGAUUUCAGUAUUCAAAUGUAAACACUCCAUUUGAUGCAAAUAGCCUACAGAAAGGUGAGAGUUUGUUGCACUAAAUAAUUUUUUAAAAAGAUGUUUAGUAAUAUAUGAAGGCAUAGGGUACUUGUGCACAAGGUUUACAAGGAGUAAGUAAAAUAAGCACAGAUAUUUUAUAUUUUAAUCUAUAAAUAUGUCUAAAUUAAUAACAGAGUUUAUAUGUGUAUUGUGCAAUAAAGACGUAUGAAUAUUAUUACAAGUAA